This is a messenger RNA of Caenorhabditis angaria, 357 nucleotides long. NCBI's taxonomy places the organism in Eukaryota, Metazoa, Nematoda, Chromadorea, Rhabditida, Rhabditidae. The record is from the annotation of a GenBank genome assembly.
AUGCUUCGAUUUUUCCUAUUUCUCAAUUUUCUACUUCUCAUAACUUCAUUCUACACCAACAACAAAGUUCAAAAUCUCGAAUUCUCGCCAAAAAUGGGAAAACAACACAAAGCGAUGGAUGUUUUGAUUGAUUUUGCCACCAAAAAUUUGGAUGUUGACAAUACCGGAAGAUCAGCUUCAGCUUUGAUCAGUUUUGCCAAAGAAAAUGUGAAAAUUCUGGGAAAAUCCGUGGAUUGGGGAUGUGGAAUUAGUAAAGAUCAGAAAUUGAAACAUCAGGGAUCAGAAAAGGAGGAGUGGAUGACUUUUGAAUUCAAAAAACAUUAUUUUUUGAUUUUUUAUGUGAAAAUUAAUCGAUAA